AUGUGGCAGGAAAAUAUCACUCAUGUCUCUGAAUUCAUCCUGGUGGGCUUCCCUACUUCCCCUGGGCUGCAAGUUCUGCUCUUCGUCCUCUUUCUCACCACCUACCUGUUGGUGCUGUUGGAGAAUUUAGUCAUUAUUCUCACUGUCUGGGUCACUGGGCCCCUGCACAAGCCCAUGUACUAUUUUCUGAGCACCAUGUCCUUUCUGGAGAUCUGGUAUAUAUCCGUCACUGUCCCCAAGAUGCUGGCGGGAUUCCUACUUUGUCCCAACACCAUCUCCUUCCUCGGAUGCAUGACCCAGCUCUAUUUCUUCAUGUCACUCGCCUGUACUGAGUGUGUGCUCUUGGCCGCCAUGGCCUAUGACCGUUACGUGGCCAUAUGUUGGCCUCUCCGCUAUCCAGUCAUGAUGACCACAGGAUUUUGUGCUCAGCUGACCAUCGGUUCCUGGGUGAGUGGCUUCACCGUCUCCAUGGCAAAGGUAUACUUCAUCUCCCAAGUUGCCCUCUGUGGCAGUAAUAUCUUGAACCAUUUUUUCUGUGACGUCUCCCCCAUCCUCAAACUGGCCUGCAUGGACUCUUCUGUGGCUGAGACGGUGGACUUUGUGCUGGCCAUCGUCAUCCUCGUGUCUCCUCUCUCAGCCACGGUCCUUUCCUAUGGCUGCAUCGUCUCUGCCGUCCUGCACAUGCCUUCAGCAGCUGGGCAACGGAAGGCCUUCUCCACCUGCGCCUCCCACCUUGCCGUGGUGGUCAUCUUCUACACAGCUGUGAUCUUCAUGUAUGUCCGGCCUCGGGCCAUUGCUUCAUUUGAUUCUAACAAAUUCAUCUCCGCCAUAUAUGCAGUCUUGACUCCCAUGCUCAACCCCAUCAUCUACUGUCUGAGGAACAAGGAGGUCAAAGGUGCCAUCAGAAAAACCAUGGCAAGUGGCCGAGCCCUUUUCUUGAGAGAUUCUCUUUGCUGA
This is a messenger RNA of Phacochoerus africanus (Common warthog), 957 nucleotides long. Its product is annotated as olfactory receptor 6. Gene Ontology annotation, biological process: G protein-coupled receptor signaling pathway. Bases 1 to 957 code for a protein of 318 amino acids. Gene Ontology annotation, molecular function: G protein-coupled receptor activity; olfactory receptor activity. Gene Ontology annotation, cellular component: membrane. The transcript has a single exon. The record is from RefSeq and is a predicted model, not a curated record. Lineage: Eukaryota; Metazoa; Chordata; Mammalia; Artiodactyla; Suidae.